Magallana angulata is the source of this 4630-nucleotide messenger RNA. RefSeq lists its product as uncharacterized. Gene Ontology annotation, cellular component: membrane. Lineage: Eukaryota; Metazoa; Mollusca; Bivalvia; Ostreida; Ostreidae. Gene Ontology annotation, biological process: cell surface receptor signaling pathway; G protein-coupled receptor signaling pathway. The coding region runs from base 85 to 3942 and encodes 1285 amino acids. Gene Ontology annotation, molecular function: G protein-coupled receptor activity. The transcript has 3 exons. The record is from RefSeq and is a predicted model, not a curated record.
AUAGCACAUGAUGAGAUAAUCAUCUAAAUUUUUCUUCGAGGUGACGGAUUUUGCGAUCUAGGAAAAAGACUUACCAAGGGAAAAAUGAAGCAUCCUACCUUUGUGAUUUUCAUCUAUUUUUCUAUCAUUACACGAUGUUUAAAUUCAUUGUCACCACCAAUAAAUUUUACAAACCUAAUGAUGCAUCAGCUGACCAUGUGUGGACCGGCGGGCUUUUGCAAUACUUUUUCAGGAAACCUAGAUUUGAAUAUUUCAAAGAGUCACAAACUAUGUCCUGAUUGCUUUUGUGACAAUUUGUGCUUCGGAAGAGGAGAUUGCUGUCCAGACAAAUACUUUGCACAAAGUGGCCUAGUAUGUAAUAACGUGACCUUUGUUAAUGCAACGCGAGAUGAAAGUCGAGAUCAGAGAUCAUCCUUUCUCAUGAUUAAGGAAUGUCCUCACGAAACUGAACGAGUAAUAGCAGAAAAGUGUGAACAGUCAAAUGACAGUCUUAGUAAACUAAAGUAUCCACCAGUGACAAGCAGUAUAACUAAUCUAACAUACGCUAAUAGAUUUUGUGCACAGUGCAAUAAUGAAACAUCCUACCAGUCCUGGAAUAUAGAUAUUUAUUGUCAAGAAUUUCUAGAUAUCAAUUUUUUGUCUUCAUUCAAAGAAAUUGUUGAUAAUGGAAUCAAAAAUAGAUGUGUCAUGCAGUUUGCAUCACUUAAGAAUAAAAAUGUAUUUGGCUGCUACUACCUACAGUAUCAUUUUGAUUCGUGUAACAAGACCGGAUUCUGGAAAACAGGAGAUACCGAUGUUUUGCAUGCGUGCGAAUCACUCUAUGUUAAUAACGAUACUUUAUUCAAAAACUCAUUUUGUAGGAUGUGCAAUCCAACUUUUUACAAAGGAGAUGUAAUAUCACAAUGUAACGUUACUGGACGGUGGAAUUUGUUUGAUAAAAAAAUCAAAGAUGCCUGCUCCCAUUUUGAAUUGAAUGAGGGAACUUUACCAUUUAAAAACAUUUUUUGCAGAAUUUGUAAUACACCUGAAACCCUUGAGAAUACCUUUAUGGAUGCAUCUGCAGAAAUUAGCACGAAAGUUCUUUAUAAUUCAUAUAACACCACCGUUUACUAUUUAUCUAUAAAGAUGAACAAAUUCCUCAAAGAACAUUUCAAUUUUGUAAAAAGUACUAUUCCUAAAUUCAAACACAAGUUGAAAAGAAAAUCUUUUAGUUAUUUAAACAUAAAUAUAACAGACUUAAUAUAUAAGUCGCUUUCUCUGAAAAAAUAUGUCAGAGUAUGCCAAAGUUUUGGAAUUCCACGAAGAUUUUUUUAUCUUUUCCUUCCCUGCACCUGUGAACCUUCGUGUUUUCAGCAUGGAGAUUGUUGUGAAGAUUUCGCAUUAAAAUACCCAACAAAAUGCAUACAUUCAAAACAACUGUCGGGUGAUAAAUUUAAGAAGAGCAUCCCUGAUGUUGAAUACCUUGUGACUAAUGGAUGUUACAUGCAACUCUGGUACCCAAUGUAUAUGGAGAAAUUAUGUCAACAAGGAGGAAAUAGCAUACUUUCUUCCCAUCCUGUAUAUGAUGUGAAUACAGGUAUAUCGUAUCUUAAUAUGAUUUGCUACUUGUGUAAUAAAUCGCCGAGUCGACGUAACUUUGAAUUAGUCAAACCAUGGGACAUUGAAGUAUAUUGUGAACAAUUUAUUGAAUAUAGAAACUUUUUAACUGUAAAACAGUUACUCAAAACGAUCAGUGAAACCCGCUGCAAUGUGACGUACUUGCCACGUUCAUUUACGGAUGGCAAUAAUGUGCAUCAUACAGUCUUAUGUAAUAAAAGAUACGUUAGAUACACGGAAAGUUGUAAUUCCACUGGGAAAUGGCUGGUGAAAGAUCCUGGAAUUCAAUAUGCCUGUGAAAACGUUUCAGCAGGAGCAUUAAUGAGAUUCUAUCCAGAGUCUGAUAAAUUAAGGUGUCAUAAAAACCAUUUUUGUGCAUUAUGCAAUCCAGAAAUCACUAAUGAAAGCGACACUAUUUCUACGUGUAAGGACGCUGGAAAUUUUUCUUUAGUCGAUAGACGUGACGUUUCUGGUUGUCAGUUUUUCCCUCAAAUAAACUUUUAUUCGCCUUACAAGAAUUUAUUUUGUAAACAUUGCAAUCAUCAAUUUGACCCGCGACCUAAUUGUGAUUAUUUAGUGCAUAAAGUUCCGGAAAAGUUUUUUCCAAAGAGUCAGGAAUUUUUUCCAAUCUACAGGAAUUUAUUUAUGUAUUCUGAAUAUGAUGAUAAAUUACCCCAAAAAGAUUCACCAGAAUGUACAUCAACACAAGCAUACAUCUCAAAAGUGAAUCAGUGCAGAAACUUGACCUGUUAUCCAGGGAAGUAUCUCCGUAAUGGAACAUGCCAAGCACUCUUUACAGUUACAAAAAACUUGGGAUAUUUUCUGACAUCAGACUUCCAAGGAUAUGUUUCCUCUCUGUUACCUGUUCACGAUCUGUUGGUUAUCAUAUCAGAAGAAAUCAAACGAGCAAUACUGUCUACGCAUCAGAUCGAUUCAGAUUCGAUAGAAUAUUUGUUUGUUCAAAUAGACCAGCCUUGCUUUAAGAGGAAUCAAAUCUUAUAUUCUCCACAGUUUUCAGGGAGCAUUGCUGUAGGCAUUUUUAUAAAACACGCUGUAAAGAGAGUUGAUAUUGAGAUGCUGUUGAUCGCUUUUACAACUAAGAUGGCGAUUUCGGGAAAUGGAACUUUUAAUCUUCAUCUUUCGCUCAAAAUGCGUAUGAAUCAAUUACCUUACAACCCAUUUAAGAUAUUUCUAUCCCAAUAUUUUUCUCGAUGUACUUUACCAGAAUUUCCGAAAUAUCAAAUAGAACAAAAUAGGCAGAAAUAUAAAACUGUUCGAAUAUCCAAAUUGUUAACUUGCGUUCAAGUCCCACUUGAAUUUGGCGAAUAUCAUUUAGAUAAUCAAUCGAGAAAACUAUUGGUAAUUGGGAAAAAUAAGCUUUUCAGUUAUGACUUGUUUGAAAUUCUACCCAAUGGAUCAGCAAGAAUUUGCAUUGAAGACUUCAACGUUGGAAAUGACACAGGUGCAUCUUCUUCAGAUGAACAAAAUCAAGAUGCCAUUCUUUCAGAAAUUACGCUUAUCCUAAACGUUACUUCAAUUAUGUGUUUAUUGAUUUCGUUUCUAAUUUAUGUUUUUAAAAAAGAUUUGAGAACAAUACCCGGAAAAAUAAACAUGAUCCUGAUACUCUCGCUGAUUCUAACUCUUACAGUGUUUCAGUUGAGUAAAUUUGGUUCAUCACAAAAAGUGGCAUGUGUUGGGAUUGGUAUCGCUUUACAUUAUUUUUGGUUAGUGUCGUUUUUAACAAUGACGGUGACUUCGUUUCAUAUGUACAGAAUUUUUCAAUUUUCUAACAUAAAUACAAGCGCUGGCUCAAAUGAUAUUUUUAGAGUAUACAUAGCUUUUAUCACUCUUUUACCAUGCGUGGUAGUUGUUUUAAACAUCAUUAUAUCGUGGCAGGUUUCUGACAAUGGUAUUAUUGGGUACGGAAAUAGGAUGUGCUUCAUCGACAAUACUUAUUUACGAUUAGCCUCAUUCAUUAUACCUGUUGGUAUUAUGUGCCUCUCUAGUUUAUUUUUCUUUGUUAGAACCAUUAUAUCCAUAAAACGUGUUCCCAAUGUUCCGGGAAAUCAAUCUGUUAGAAAUGAGUUUGGAAUAUUUUGUCGAUUAUUCACAAUAACUGGGAUAACAUGGGUUCUUCAGAUUAUCGACGGCUUCCUCCCAUUUACAACAUUCUCCUAUAUCUCCUCAAUAAUCAACAGUCUGCAAGGAACUGCUAUAUUUAUAGCGUUUUUCUUAAACAAACGAAUCAUAAAUUGUAAAUUAACAGUCCCAAAAGACUCGUACAACACAACACCACCUAAAAGAGAAUCAACAGAAGAAUCUACUACAAAUGAUACCAGGUUAUGAUAUUUCAAAAUGUUUCUCUGAGUAAGCAUAUAAAAUGAUUCUUCGAAGAUGAUGAAUAAGUAUUUUUUUACAAUAUCUGCUUUCAUGAGUAGGCGUUUAAAAAUGAUAAAACAACAUGCCAGGUGACUCUGAAAAUUGUUCAAUAUAUUUAAUGAUUAAGGAAUCAUUAUUUGAGUAUUAUGAGGGAAUAAUUUGGUCGGGCGUGGUCAAAUCCAAUAAAGCCCGAAGGGCUUUAUGAUAGAUUGCACGGCACGGACGUCCUAUGUUUUUCCCCUAGACCUCCAAAGAGUUAUAGUCACCAUGGUACAUAUGUUACCCUCACAUUCAGAGAAAAUUGGCUGUCCCUUAUGAAUAACAUUCUAAUCGACUAAUUUACGAAAUGUUGUCACUUUUUGACAGAUUAUUGAUGAAAUAAAUAAAAGAUUGAGAUAAAUGUCAACAAUAAAAUGCUCUCUCUUUGGCGCUACAUUUGGGCGAUGAUGAGAGCUAGAAUACCUGUAUGAAGUACCAAAAAACAUACCUGUGGAAAAAGAUAAUUUUGAAAUAUUAUCUUGAUAAAUAAAGGACAUUAGGGUUUUUUGAAGAUAGUAAUUUGAAGUAUAUUAAUGUAGUUUUUGUUUUAAUUCUUUUGUACGUUGUUUUCAUCAUUCAUUUAUGUGACGUAUUCUGUGUAGACUCUGUAUUUGUG